AUGACUUGUCUUUUUUUGCUCGGCUUUCACUUUGAUUGGAUCGCAGGUGUCCUGAGAGGCUGUGUACGACCUCCCGGUGUGCCUUCCGGUCCGCACUCUUUAGUUCCGAAGGCGAAUAGUGAACACUUCGCCAACGGUUGGUCUCUCGAUGAAGUCCGUCGUGUUGUCCUCUUUCGCCGGAGCCUCUGUACUCAUCCUCCGACCCGACUGCUCCUACCGAUAGGAAUGUUGGUAAGGCUUUGCCGUUUGAAUUACUGUCGUCUCUUCGGAGUGUUUUGCGGUUUUCGGUCAAUUUGCCGCGGAAAUGAUUACUGGUCUAAGCAGGGUAUUAAUGGUCCCAAACCUAUACCAAUAUUUGGCAAUAUUAUCAACACUCUAAUGACGAGUGAAAAGGAUCGUCUACUUGGCUAUCAAAAGAAAUAUGGCAAAAUAUACGGCCAUUACAUGGGAGACAUACCGGUGCUCAGUAUCGCCGACCCGGAGCUAAUCAAAUUAAUUCUGGUGAAGGACUUUCACGUGUUCACCGGCCGGCACAUAGUAUGGUCGGCAAAAACGGCGAUCCGUAGCCGCAAUAUAACCCAACUGUGCGGCGACGACUGGAAACGUGUCCGCACUAUCGUAUCGCCGGUUUUCAGGUCGGGUAAAAUGCGGCUAAUGUGCCCACAGAUCAAGCAAUGUUUGACGUCGUUCAUGAGCUACUUGGACGUACUGGCUGAAAAGCGCCAAGAAUUGGACAUGAUUGAUACGUUCACCAAGUUCUCUUUAGACGUGGUUAACACUACAAUAUUUGCUACAAAUAUAGAUGUGUACAAAUCGCCGACAGAUGGCGACACUACUAGAGAACACCCGUUUGUUUUACACGCGAGAGAAAAGUUCACGUAUAAGGGCUGGAAAGAGAUGGCGACACUAGUGUUGCCAAAUUUCGCCCUUAAAUUUAUUCGUUUGGCCGAUUCCAAUGUGAAUAAGUAUUUUGAGGACUACGUCCGCCACCUAUUAAAGGGUAGACGCGAUAAUCCGAGUAAAAAUCACCAGGAUUUUCUUCAGAUGCUUAUGGAUGCUGAAGUAACCGAUCGAAAGCCUGGCGAUGGCAGUGCCACCACUCAGGAUAAUAGUGAAAGUCAUCAUGUUAAUCAAGACGAGGAAUCGUUGGCCGUCGAGCGAAAAGUGAUGGACAUUAAGGUUAGGGAUAAACGGCUUUCCGAGGACGAGAUCGUCGCCCAGGGCUUCAUAAUGGUCCAGACGUUUGCGGGCACCUCUUCAGCACUCGCGCACACGGCCUACGAGUUCGCCCUAAACCCUGACUGUCAGCGCCGCCUACGCGACGAGAUUACAGACGCCAUUAGCGCCGCCACCGGUGAGAUAGCGUACGACGUGUUGGCGCGACUGCCCUAUUUGGAUGCCGUCGUGUCCGAGACCCUGCGCAUACACGGCAAACCCUCCGCCUUGUUUAGAUACACGUCCGCUGAUUAUAAGUUAGGCGAUACCGGUAUCACGUUGAAGUCCGGCCAACAGAUAGAAAUCCCCGUUUACGCCAUACACAUGUCCGACGAGAAUUAUCCCAAUGCUUUCAAGUACGACCCUGAUAGAUUUAUGCCCGAGAAUAAGCACCUUAUUAAGCCGUACACAUACCUGCCCUUCGGGGGCGGCCCUCGUAAUUGCGUUGGAAUGCGAUUAGGGUUAUUAGAAAUGAAGUUAUGUUUGGCUCAUAUGGUGUUGAAGUAUCAGUUCGUCAGGACUCCCAAAACGGACGUCCCGUUGCAAUACCAACGAUCGGUUAAAAUGGUGUUCCCGAAGCGUGUUUUUGUCGGAAUUGAGAAGAUUGCCUAAUUGUUAGAUUAACCUUGCUCAUUUGCAAUUUUUAA
Molecule: messenger RNA, 1862 nt
Organism: Oppiella nova
Lineage: Eukaryota; Metazoa; Arthropoda; Arachnida; Sarcoptiformes; Oppiidae
Source: the annotation of a GenBank genome assembly